Linum tenue is the source of this 1374-nucleotide messenger RNA. The record is from the annotation of a GenBank genome assembly. NCBI's taxonomy places the organism in Eukaryota, Viridiplantae, Streptophyta, Magnoliopsida, Malpighiales, Linaceae.
CUCUGCCAUUCUCUCCGUUUUCGACGUCUAAUGAUUUUUCCUAUGCAAUAAUUCCACAAAAAACGAAUAUAGAUCGACCAGCUGCCGCUAUAAAUGCACACACAUAUGGGGAAAGGUGGACCAGAACAACAACUUGCAUAGCUAACACACUACAACCAUGGGUUCCCAAUCUUGUCCCUCCAAGCUCCCUCUCUUAGAUUUCUCUAAGCCAGAAUCAACCAAAACUGGCAGUUCAGAGUGGGAAUCCCUGAAAUCACAAGUCCGCGAGGCGCUGGAAGAGUACGGCUGCUUCGAGGCCUGCUUCGACAAGAUUUCUUCGGAACUUCUUACCGCUGUUUUGCGAUCGACGGAAGAGAUUUUCGAGCUGCCUCUGGAGUCCAAACUGCAGAAUGUGUCCGAAAAACGCUACCACGGUUACGUAGGGCAGCAUGCUCAAGUCCCGCUGACCGCUGUACGAAAGCUUGGGGAUAGAUGAAGUCACUGUGGGUGAAAAGGUUGAAGCUUUUACCAACACGAUGUGGCCUCGAGGGAACCCAAGCUUCAGCAAAACAAUCAAUUCCUACGCGGAGAAACUUUCAGAGCUGGAGAAAGCAGUAAGGAAGAUGAUUGCUGAAAGCUUUGGGCUUGAGAAAUACAUCGAUGAACACCUCAACUCCACAAAUUAUCUACUGCGGUUCUCGAAAUACAACAGGCCGAACACCCCUGAUACCGAACUAGGUCUUUCCCCACACACAGACAAGAGUUUGAUGACCAUAUUGCAUCAGAAUCAAGUUGACGGACUGGAACUGCAAACCAAAAAUGGCAGUUGGAUUAAGUUCAAACCCUCUACUCCAAACUCUUUCAUCGUUAUGACUUCUGAAUCUCUUACUGGGUGGUUGAAUGGUCGACUUGGUGCAACGUAUCAUCGAGUUAUGAUGUCCGGAAAUGAGGCCAGAUAUUCGUUGGCUUUAUUCUCAUACCCAAAAGAUGGAUACGUUAUAGAAGUCCCAGAAGAAAUGGUUAACGAAGAACACCCCUUGCUGUUCAAGCCCUUUUACUACGAGGAAUUUAUUUCGUUUGACUACCAUAAUGCUGGUCAAGAAGCACCUUCUGCUUUGCGUGCAUUUUGUGGAGUGUGAAAAGUUGUGAUAUGAAUCUAAUCCGAGCUAAUCGGGUAAGGUAAAAUAUGAAGGUGAAGAAUUUCUAGUGGCUAUGAAUAAAAUUCGAAUUCGAAUAUCGUAAAUAUUGGAUGGGCAUGGUUUUCACAUUAUCUUGUCCGAACUAGUCCGAUUAUACACAUGAAUAUAUAUUUAUACAUGUAUUUUGUCUAGAAAUGAUCAUUAUUCUUCUCAAAAUAUGUGAUAUUUAUUAUAUAUAUAUAAUGUUUUUAUGAGA